AUGGGUGUUCCCGCGCUAUUCCGUUGGCUCUCCAACAAAUAUCCGAAAAUCAUUUCGCCCGUUAUUGAGGAGCAGCCCUAUGAGGUCAAUGGAGAACAGAUCCCCGUCGACACCACGCGUCCGAACCCCAAUGGGGAGGAGUUGGAUAAUCUAUAUCUGGACAUGAACGGUAUCGUCCAUCCAUGUACUCACCCAGAGGGAAAGCCUCCACCGGCGAACGAGCAGGAGAUGAUGUUGGAGAUCUUCAAAUACACCGACCGAGUUGUGAACAUGGUCCGCCCGAGGAAACUUUUGAUGAUCGCUGUUGAUGGUGUUGCGCCACGAGCAAAGAUGAACCAACAGCGCGCACGUCGUUUCCGCUCUGCGCAGGAGGCUAAGGAGGCUGAUGAGAAGAAGGAAGAAUUCCGGAAACAAUUCCUCAAGAAGAGCAAAGGUGAUCAGGAGAUUCAUGAAGAGGUUAUACAGAAGACGUGGGACAGCAACGUCAUCACCCCCGGAACUCCUUUCAUGGACAUUCUCGCUGCAUCCCUGCGAUACUGGAUUGCGUAUAAGCUCAACACGGAUCCAGCUUGGGAGAAGCUCAAAAUCAUCAUUUCGGAUGCGACUGUCCCGGGAGAAGGAGAACACAAAAUCAUGGAGUUCGUCCGGUCGCAACGAGCUGCGCCAGAGCAUGACCCCAAUACUCGCCACGUUAUAUAUGGCUUGGAUGCCGACUUGAUUAUGCUGGGUCUCGCUACUCACGAGCCUCAUUUCAGAGUGCUUCGAGAAGAUGUGUUCUUUCAGGAGUCUAAAGCCCGAACAUGCCACCUAUGCGGCCAGGCAGGUCAUAAGGCUGAAGAAUGCAGAGGCCAGGCAAAGGAGAAGAACGGACAAUUUGAUGAAAAGGGCAAAGGCUCAUCGCUCAAACCAUUUAUUUGGCUCAAUGUUUCUAUUCUCCGGGAAUAUCUUGCCGUCGAGCUGUAUGUUCCGCAUCAGCCGUUUCCUUUCGACCUGGAACGAGCCUUGGAUGAUUGGGUCUUCAUGUGCUUCUUCGUAGGUAAUGAUUUCCUGCCACACUUGCCCUCUUUAGACAUCCGGGAAAACGGCAUCGAUACUUUGAUAGCGAUAUGGCGAGACAAUAUUCCUAUUAUGGGAGGGUACUUGACCAAGGAUGGCCAUGUUGAUUUCAAAAAAGCUCAACUUAUUCUGCAAGGGCUUGCAAAGCAGGAAGAUGCUAUUUUCCGCCGCCGUAGGCAAGUUGAAGAAAAAAAGCUCGCGAACGAGAAGAGGCGCAAGGAAGAGGCACAGGCCCGAGACCGUGCCAGGAAACGACGAAGGAGCUCACCUAACUAUGAACCCUCUGAGCCUCCCGCAAGCAACCGAGCCCGCGGCGGCGGCGGCGGCGGCGGCGGCGACUCAGCGCCACCUAAUGACGUGGAGUUAAUCAUACCUGGUCGAGGAGAACUAUCACGAGAAAACCGAGAGCUGACACACAGCAUGGUGGUCAACCGUGGGGCUGUUUAUCGGGCGAAUAUGGCUAACAAGAGCGCUGCGGCUAUCUUGAAGAGCAAACUUAUGAAAGGUUCGCAGGAGGGUGACGACACUGCAGAGUCCACGCCAAUGCCAGACGCAGACGAACCUUCGGACAAUAAAGCAGAACCGACGUCGCCAUCCGUUCUUGGCAAAAGAAAGGCAGAUGAGCCAGAGGGCGAGACAGAAACACCGGCCGACAACACGGACUCUACUCCUAAACCUUCCAAGGAUGAUGAGAUGCCUCCUGAUACUGUCCGCCUCUGGGAGGAGGGUUACGCUGAUCGCUAUUACGAGCAGAAAUUUAGCGUCGAUCCUCAGGACAAAGAGUUCCGCCAUAAGGUCGCACGAGCAUAUGCGGAAGGCCUAGCGUGGGUUCUUUUGUAUUAUUUCCAAGGGUGUCCAUCAUGGAAUUGGUAUUAUCCUUAUCAUUACGCACCCUUUGCGGCUGACUUCGUGGAUAUCGGUGAUAUGGAGCUAUCUUUUGAGAAGGGAACGCCCUUCAGGCCAUUCGAACAGCUCAUGGGAGUCCUUCCAGCUUCGUCAAACCACGCCAUUCCCGAAGUGUUCCACGAUCUCAUGCAGGACCCCAAGAGUGAGAUUAUUGAUUUUUACCCUGAAGAUUUUGCAGUGGAUUUGAAUGGCAAAAAGUUCGCUUGGCAGGGAGUUGUUCUGCUACCGUUCAUUGACGAGAAGCGACUUCUGACCGCCAUGGAAAAGAAAUACCCUUUGCUCUCCGAUGACGAGAGACAUCGCAAUACUAUUGGCCGAGAGGUCUUGCUGCUUUCAGACGGCCACCCUCUAUACCAGGACUUGGUCGCCAAUUUCUACUCGAAGAAGCAGGGUGCCCCGAAAUACACGUUGAAUAUGCGAGUAAGUGAAGGGUUGGCAGGAAAAGUCGAGCGCAACGAAACGUAUAUCCCACAUAGUUCGUUGGUAUCUUCGCUCGAAGAAUACGGCAUGCCCACUUUGGAGGAUGACCGGUCCUUGACGCUCAACACUCGGGCCGUUCGUUUGGCGGUGUACCGUUUCGCGGUGGCCAUGGCAAUAGGGGUGGGCGAAUCAACUACGCAAGCGACCGACCAAAUCCUUUUGCAGCGCAUCUCGAUCCCAACUUCAUGCCCCCGGGCAAUUCAGGUGCUCAGGGGAUGCCUUCUGGCUGGGCUCCCCCAGUACCAGGAUCUGCGAACUUCUCCCGGGGUCCCCCACCCCCUCCUCGCGGAAACCACCGGAAUCAUUAUGGCUCAGGACAUGCUCAGCAACAAGGUUAUCAGCAGACGAACUAUGGGCGAAACGACUACUACGGCCGUGGUCAACAGGGACAUCAACAUCAGGGAUCCUACGGCAACCAAUCCGGUCAAUAUAGCGGACGGCAGUCUGGCUACGGAGGGGCUGAACAUCGGGGUGGAGGCUAUCAACGUGGAGGAUAUCAAGGCCAAGGCCAAGGUCGGGACUACUACAAUUCCAGGAACCAGGGUGGAUAUGGUCGAUCUGUUUGGCCAGAUACUUAAACGGGAAAGCGGUACGGAGAACGGCCGGCGCAAAUCAUUGGCAGUUUUGCGAAUCCGGGGCGACAUCGGAGAACGAACGAUCCCGUGCGACUCUCCAACAAUGGCCGAACCCACUAAGAUAAAGAUUCUGGGGCAGGAGAGUAUAAUCGCUGAUUUCGGUCUUUGGCGUAACUAUGUUGCUAAGGACCUGAUCAGCGACUGUCCCUCCACAACCUACGUUCUCAUCACCGAUACGAACAUCGGAUCGAUAUAUACCCCCGGAUUCCAAAAGACCUUCGAGGAUGCCGCCGCCACCGUUUCCCCCGCGCCACGGUUGUUAGUUUACCAUUGUCCCCCAGGGGAGGUCUCUAAAUCCCGGCAGACUAAAGCAGAUAUCGAAGAUUGGAUGUUGAGCCAAAGCCCCCCGUGUGGCCGUGACACCGUGGUUAUUGCGCUGGGCGGAGGUGUCAUUGGAGAUCUGACUGGAUUUGUGGCCUCGACCUAUAUGCGUGGUGUUCGAUAUGUCCAGGUUCCGACGACCCUCCUCGCUAUGGUGGAUUCGUCAAUUGGUGGAAAGACUGCGAUUGAUACUCCACUGGGAAAGAACUUGAUCGGCGCAAUCUGGCAACCGACAAGAAUCUACAUUGACCUGGAAUUCUUGGAAACGCUUCCCGUGCGGGAGUUCAUUAACGGCAUGGCUGAGGUCAUCAAAACGGCUGCCAUUUCUAGUGAAGAAGAAUUCACUGCAUUGGAGGACAAUGCCGAGACGAUCUUGACUGCUGUCCGAAGUGAGCGUAAGCCGGGCCAACGUUGGUUUGAGGGUAUUGAGGAUAUUUUGAAGGCGCGGAUCCUCGCAUCCGCGCGUCACAAGGCCUAUGUUGUCUCUGCAGAUGAACGAGAGGGCGGUCUCCGAAACCUUCUCAACUGGGGUCACUCCAUUGGCCAUGCUAUCGAAGCAAUUCUCACUCCUCAGGUUCUUCACGGAGAGUGUGUUGCUAUUGGUAUGGUGAAAGAAGCAGAGCUUGCCCGGCAUCUUGGCAUUCUCAAGGGUGUUGCUGUAGCCCGGAUUGUCAAGUGCAUCGCCGCUUACGGAUUGCCUACGUCGUUGAAAGAUUCGCGCAUUAGAAAACUCACCGCCGGAAAGCAUUGCUCAGUUGACCAGCUGCUUUUCAACAUGGCUCUCGAUAAGAAGAAUGAUGGUCCGAAGAAGAAGAUCGUUCUUUUGUCGGCUAUUGGACGCACGUACGAGCCAAAGGCUAGUGUAGUUCCCAAUGAGGAUAUCGGCGUUGUUCUUGCCCCGAGCAUCGAAGUACACCCUGGCGUAGAGCCAGCAUCUAAUGUUAUCUGCAUUCCUCCAGGCUCAAAGAGUAUCUCCAACCGAGCUUUGGUUCUUGCUGCUCUUGGUUCUGGAACUUGCCGUGUCAAGAAUCUACUGCAUUCGGACGACACUGAAGUCAUGCUGAACGCUUUGGAAAGACUCGGUGCCGCAACCUUCUCCUGGGAAGAGGAGGGUGAAGUGCUUGUAGUAAAUGGUAAAGGCGGAAAUCUUCAAGCAAGCCCCUCUGAGCUCUACCUCGGUAACGCAGGUACUGCCUCUAGGUUCCUCACCACUGUCGCAACCCUUGCCAAUGCAAGCACCGUAGAUUCAAGCGUCCUCACUGGCAACAACCGCAUGAAGCAAAGACCCAUUGGUGACCUGGUGGAUGCACUGACAGCAAAUGGUGCAUCAGUCGAAUAUAUGGAACGGAAAGGCAGUCUUCCUCUCAAGGUAGCUGCGUCUGGUGGGUUUGCAGGAGGAAGAAUCAACCUUGCUGCCAAAGUGUCUUCUCAAUACGUAUCGUCUUUGCUCAUGUGUGCUCCUUACGCUAAGGAGCCAGUCACAUUGAAACUGGUGGGUGGUAAGCCCAUCUCUCAGCCUUACAUUGACAUGACAACGGCGAUGAUGAGAUCCUUCGGUAUCGAUGUGCAAAAAUCCACAACCGAGGAACACACAUACCAUAUUCCUCAGGGCCGUUAUGUGAACCCUGCCGAAUACGUUAUUGAAAGCGACGCUAGCUCUGCGACUUAUCCUCUUGCGAUUGCAGCGAUUACUGGAACAACAUGCACCGUUCCUAACAUCGGAUCCAAAUCCCUCCAAGGUGAUGCCCGUUUUGCUGUCGAGGUCUUGGGGCCCAUGGGCUGUACCGUCAAGCAGACUGACACUUCGACCACUGUCGUCGGACCGUCCGAUGGUAUUCUGCGGCCGCUGCCGAACGUGGAUAUGGAACCUAUGACCGACGCAUUCCUUACAGCAUCUGUUCUCGCUGCUGUUGCUCGUGGAGACGGCGCGAGCCAUACCACUCGUAUUUAUGGAAUCGCAAACCAGCGUGUAAAGGAAUGCAAUCGUAUCAAGGCCAUGAAGGAUGAGCUCGCCAAAUUCGGCGUUGUCUGUCGGGAGCACGAUGAUGGACUUGAGAUUGACGGAAUUGACCGCUCAGCUCUUCGGCAGCCAGCUGGCGGCGUCUACUGCUAUGACGACCACCGCGUUGCUUUCAGCUUCAGCGUACUUUCUCUCGUGGCUCCUCAGCCGACCCUCAUAUUAGAAAAGGAAUGUGUAGGCAAGACAUGGCCUGGCUGGUGGGACACUUUGAGGCAGAAGUUCUCAGCCAAGCUGGAGGGUAAAGAACUGAAAGAAGAGGAAUCAUCACCUCUGGCUGGUGCCGGAAGGGCCAAUGCUUCAGUCUUCAUAAUUGGAAUGCGUGGUGCCGGGAAAACUACGACUGGCCGCUGGGUCGCAAAGACGUUGAAUCGUCCAUUCGUCGAUCUUGAUACCGAAUUGGAAAACGUUGAAGGUCAGACGAUUCCGGAAAUUGUCAAGCAGCGCGGCUGGCAAGGGUUUAGAGAAGCCGAGCUUAACCUCUUGCAACGCACUUUAAAGGAACGCUCAACUGGUUAUGUUCUCGCAUGUGGUGGGGGUAUAGUUGAGAUUCCGGAGGCCAGGAAGUUGCUCAUCGAUUAUCAUAAGAACAAAGGUAAUGUCAUGCUAAUUAUGCGCGAUAUCAAACAAGUGAUGGACUUCCUCAACAUUGACAAGACCCGCCCCGCUUACGUUGAGGAUAUGAUGGGCGUAUGGUUGCGCAGGAAGCCAUGGUUCCAAGAGUGUAGCAACAUCCAGUAUUACAGCCAACAUGCCACGGGUAAGCUCUCUAAGGCAUCAGAGGAUUUUACCCGUUUCUUCAAAGUUGUUGCCGGUGAAGCGGACAACCUGAGCAUCAUCAGGCGCAAGAAGCAUUCCUUCUUCGUGUCUUUGACCUUGCCCGACUUACGAACUGCUGGCGAUAUUUUAGAAAAGGUCUGCGUGGGAUCCGACGCCGUGGAACUCCGCGUCGAUCUGUUGAAGGACCCAUCAUCGGAUAGUGACAUCCCGUCGGUCGACUAUGUGGCCGAGCAGAUGGCUUACCUGCGCAGCUACGUUUCGCUUCCAUUGAUAUUCACGAUUCGCACUAAGAGUCAAGGCGGCCGUUUCCCUGAUGAAGCGCACGAUGCUGCAAUGGAGUUGUAUCGCCUCGCGUUCAGAUCUGGAAGUGAAUUCGUGGACCUCGAAAUCGCUUUCCCCGACGAAAUGCUGCGCACCGUCACAGAGAUGAAGGGCUACUCAAAGAUCAUCGCAUCACACCAUGACCCCAAGGGGGAGCUGUCAUGGGCGAAUAUGUCUUGGAUUAAGUACUACAACAGGGCUCUUGAAUACGGCGACAUCAUCAAGCUUGUCGGUGUUUCAAAGAACCUAGAUGAUAAUACGGCGCUCAGAAAAUUUAAGAGCUGGGCAGAGGAAGCGCACGAGACGCCAUUAAUCGCUAUUAACAUGGGCGAUAACGGACAACUCAGCCGUAUCCUAAACGGCUUCAUGACCCCAGUUUCUCACCCUAGCCUGCCUUUCAAGGCUGCUCCUGGUCAACUCUCGGCGACCGAAAUCCGCAAAGGAUUGUCUCUGAUGGGAGAGAUAAAGCAAAAGAAGUUCGCAUUGUUUGGCACCCCCAUCUCAGCCUCUCGCUCCCCGGCUCUCCAUAAUACACUGUUCUCCCAGACGGGCCUUCCUCACGAGUAUGGUCGUUUAGAGACGGCGAACGUUGAAGACGUCAAGGACUUUAUUCGGUCCCCUGAAUUUGGAGGCGCUUCCGUGACAAUUCCUUUGAAGUUGGACAUCAUGCCCCUACUCGACGAGAUCACACCAGAAGCCGAAAUCAUUGGCGCCGUGAACACUAUCAUUCCUGUCGCCGAUGGAGACAAGCCAGAGCGCUUGGUGGGAACCAACACUGAUUGGCAAGGAAUGACGCUGUCCCUCCGUAACGCCGGUGUUGAGACUACCAAUAAGGAUGUCAGUGCCCUCGUUAUCGGUGGCGGUGGUACUGCCCGCGCUGCCAUCUACGCCCUCCACAGCAUGGGAUUCUCUCCCAUUUAUGUUAUUGGACGAUCGGCCGCCAAGCUCCAGAGCAUGGUCUCGACCUUCCCCUCCAGCUACAAUAUUCAGGUCGUCGAGAGCCCGGAGACACUAAAGACGCUUCCCACCGUGGCCAUCGGCACUAUCCCUGCCGACAAGCCGAUCGACUCUGUUAUGCGUGAGACACUCUGCCACAUGUUUGAGCGCGCUCAAGAGGCCGAUGCCGAUGUGGUUAAGACAGGGGAGAAGGCACACCGUGUUCUUCUUGAGAUGGCUUACAAACCAUCCGUGACAGCAUUGAUGCAGUUGGCUUCCGAUUCUAAUUGGCACACUAUUCCCGGGCUGGAGACUCUGGUUGGUCAGGGAUGGUACCAGUUCAAACAUUGGACUGGGAUCUCUCCCCUCUACGAGGAUGCAAGGGCCGCCGUGCUUGGCUCUUAG
This is a messenger RNA of Aspergillus bombycis, 7857 nucleotides long. RefSeq names its product shikimate dehydrogenase. The coding region runs from base 1 to 7857 and encodes 2618 amino acids. The transcript has 8 exons. Gene Ontology annotation, cellular component: cytoplasm. Gene Ontology annotation, biological process: aromatic amino acid biosynthetic process; chorismate biosynthetic process. Lineage: Eukaryota; Fungi; Ascomycota; Eurotiomycetes; Eurotiales; Aspergillaceae. The record is from RefSeq and is a predicted model, not a curated record. Gene Ontology annotation, molecular function: shikimate 3-dehydrogenase (NADP+) activity; zinc ion binding; nucleic acid binding.